AUGAGUACGAUUAUUAAUCAUUUACAAACCACUAAUAAUAUAACUCUCAAAGGUACAGUGAAGCCUGAUAAUAGUAAUUUGGUACGUAUUGAAAUAUACUUAGAGAAAUCAUUGCAACUUCUAUUACAACACCUGAACACCACAUCAUCACUUUUUUUAAUACAAAGCCUAAUUUUCAUAUCUUUAAGACAUGUUCUAUACUUUACAUACCUUUUGAAUAAAUCUUUAAUUUAUAGAAAUUCUAUUCGAUCUUCCACAGGACCACUAACUAAGGAUUCUAUUAUACUACUAAUCCAAUGA
Molecule: messenger RNA, 300 nt
Organism: Hepatospora eriocheir
Lineage: Eukaryota; Fungi; Microsporidia; Hepatosporidae
Source: the annotation of a GenBank genome assembly